Penicillium paradoxum is the source of this 423-nucleotide messenger RNA. Its product is annotated as succinate dehydrogenase assembly factor 4. Gene Ontology annotation, cellular component: mitochondrion. Lineage: Eukaryota; Fungi; Ascomycota; Eurotiomycetes; Eurotiales; Aspergillaceae. The coding region runs from base 1 to 423 and encodes 140 amino acids. The transcript has a single exon. The record is from RefSeq and is a predicted model, not a curated record. Gene Ontology annotation, biological process: mitochondrial respiratory chain complex II assembly.
AUGACAUACUUCCUCACUAUUCGCCGUUCAAUUCUCUCGGCUGCCACAGCCCGCGGCGCAGUCCGCCCGCUCUCCACAACACGAGUCCUGCGCCAACCGAGCGACGAUGGCAAACCCAUGCCUUUCUCAGACUCCCCGGCUCCCCCACGCCUUCCCAAGGAGGAACAAGAGAUUUUCGAGCAACUCCAGAAGCGCUCAACUGGCGCCUUCAGUACACCUCAAGUGAACCAAUCUCCACAGGCCGAAAUCCAGGCAGACGGCAGUGGUGGCGAGCUUCAUCCCGAUGCGCCAAAGGGACUGCAGCCUGAGUUCGAGGGCGAGACGAACCCUAAGACUGGUGAAGUGGGUGGACCAAAGAACGAGCCUCUGCGAUGGGGUGCGGGUAGUGAUUGGAGCUAUGGUGGUCGCGUCACUGAUUUCUGA